UUCAGUUUCGUCGCGAAUAGAUUCCGGCAACUGUUACUGUUUGAAUGAUUUAAAUAACAAAGUAAAGAAUUUGUACCCUAUAACCCAACCUCUGGAUCGCGUUUUAGUUUCGCAGAAAGAUAAGUCAAGUUUUAUGAUGCAACAUGAUACGGACCUUGGUAAAACAGAAUGGAAUCUUCUUAAAAUAUUUGAUUGUUCACCGCAAUGUAAAUAUGCAGUAAUUAUAUUGAAUCGUCCACUUCAUUGGAAACAUGACAUUUUAUUUAGAAUUUGGGAAAAUGCUCAGAUUAAUGUCACUGUUGAUGGUGGAACGCAUAGGUGGGUAGAUUAUUUAAAAGAACAAGGUAUAGAUCUUUUAAAUGGAAAACAUUCUCAAUAUGUACCUAAUCUAAUUACUGGUGACAUGGAUAGCUGUUCUCCUGCAGUUCUUGAGAAGUUAAGAUCUAUGGGUUCAGUGAUUAUUGAAACACCUGAUCAGGAUCAUUCUGACUACACAAAAGCUUUGCGUCAGUUGAGACAGUAUGCCAAGAAAAAACAUAUAAAUUUGAAGGCAGUAUAUGUAUUCGUAGAUUCUUCAGGAAGAUUUGAUCAUAUUGUUGGAAAUAUUAAUACACUCUAUAAAAGUGACAAACUUAUUGGUCAAAUACAGGUUAUUCAAAUUGCUAGUGAUUCAUUAACAUGGGUUCUGAAACCAGGUUUUCAUAGUAUAUCCAUUCCUAAUAUUUUAGUACAAAAUAAUACUUGGUGUGGACUUCUACCAAUUGGAACACCUGUCAACUGUAUAAGCACAACUGGUUUAAAAUGGAAUUUAAACAAUGCGACUAUGCAGAUUGGUGGUCUAAUAAGUUCUUCAAACACAUAUGAUAAUUGUUCUGAAGUAAACGUCAGUACGGAUUCAGUAGUGAUAUGGACAAUGGGUAUAGACCCACUUCAGGAGAGUAUGUGUAGUGUGGAAUAGUGUCAUCAAAGUAGAUUGUCAUUAGCAAAUGACAUUUGUAUUUGACUAUCUGGAUUUUUUACAUCAUCAGUGCCUCAGGUUUCAGUAUAACAAUAGAAUAAUUUCUUUACACUUUUAAAACGAGAAAAUAAAAUUAUUUUUAAAUAUUUA
This is a messenger RNA of Dufourea novaeangliae, 1108 nucleotides long. Its product is annotated as thiamin pyrophosphokinase 1. Lineage: Eukaryota; Metazoa; Arthropoda; Insecta; Hymenoptera; Halictidae. The coding region runs from base 134 to 958 and encodes 274 amino acids. The record is from RefSeq and is a predicted model, not a curated record. Gene Ontology annotation, molecular function: thiamine diphosphokinase activity; ATP binding; thiamine binding. Gene Ontology annotation, biological process: thiamine diphosphate biosynthetic process; thiamine metabolic process. The transcript is spliced from 6 exons.